AUGCUGAGCUUCAUACACCCUGCAAUCUGCCAGGCCGGAUUCUUGCAGAGCGAAUUGCCAAGUGUCAAUCGGACUGGCUUCACCGAGCUUUUGAAUUGGGGGAAUGCCAGUAACUCUCAAGUAGACAAGAAAGUCAACAUUAUCUUCGUGCAUGGCUUGAGGGGACACCCGCUUGAGACAUGGACGAGUAGUCUACCGAGUACCAUCAAGAGCAAGUUCAGCUAUCUCCAAAAUAUAAGACUGUUCAGAUCCAUAUCUUCCCUUUUCAGCAAUGGGCAAGAGAAGCGAGUUUUCUGGCCCAGAGACUUCCUCGCGGAAGACAUUCCGCAGGCAAGAGUCUGGACGUUCGGAUACAACGCCGAUGUCGUUGAGCUGUUCCUGGCAAACAACGCGAAUAGCGUGUCUGUACAUGGCAGUAACCUUGCGAUUCAAUUGGAGCGUGAAGUCGAUAAUGAGGCGAGCCCGUCCGUCUCGAAUACCAGAGUCUCCAGACUGAUUAACGCCAAACAGGACCCUAUCAUAUUUGUAGCCCACAGCCUUGGCGGCAUUCUUGUCAAAGACGUGAGAUCAGAGGCUUCGUCAUCGAACUUGUAG
This is a messenger RNA of Bacidia gigantensis, 594 nucleotides long. RefSeq lists its product as uncharacterized. The record is from RefSeq and is a predicted model, not a curated record. The coding region runs from base 1 to 594 and encodes 197 amino acids. The transcript is spliced from 2 exons. Lineage: Eukaryota; Fungi; Ascomycota; Lecanoromycetes; Lecanorales; Ramalinaceae.